AUGGCCGUAGUUCUUGGUCUGUACACUGCAACGGCUACCGUAAGCUUUUCUCCUGCUUCCACCUCGCAGAUGUCCGCUGCAGCAGGGACGGUACCCGCCGUCCUUCCCCACAGGCUCAAGCCUCGGAAUACUUCCGGCAAACGCGGCUUGUUGCAUAGGAGAGUGACGGCAAAGCUUCCUGCCGUCAACACCAGAGACGACAGCGCGGAAGGGGCCGACAACCGCCCUGUCCCUCUUCCCAGGCGCCAGUACCUUGCAGCGGCCGCAAGUUGCCUGGCGGCUCUGAGCUUAACUGGGGGAAUUCCCCCGGCGAGUGCAGCUAUCUUGGAGGCGGACGACGACAUCGAACUAUUGGAGAAGGUGAAGAAGGAUAGAAAGAAGCGGCUCGAACGGCAGGGCGUCAUCAGCUCUUCUUCCAGGGAGACUGGUAAGACGUUCUAAUGUCCGAUUCUUCACGCCGGGGAAUGUUUGGAUGUCCAGCGUUCGAGGAAUUCAUGAGGGCUACACGAAUGGCUCUGUGUGAUGUGGCUUCGCAGGAUAUCUGCAAGAGCUAGUGUACAAGCUCAGCAAAGUUGGUCAGGCCAUCGACGGCAACGACCUCUCCGCCGCGGGCACCAUUCUCGGCCCCAACGCUAAUGCGGACUGGAUGAAGAAUGCCAACGCUGCAUUUGCGAAGGUGGGUUUCUGAGCAGUCGAUUGACGGAUUCUUUUGGGGACUUGGGGUAUUUGCUCGCCGCGUGCUCCGUGUUCUAAUGAUCAGGACGUGGUGUGCUCUUUUGUGGUUUCUUCCCUGCUACCCACCAGCUGAGCUCCAGCUCCGAGGAGAAGAACGAAGUCCACGCCUUCAAUUCCUCGCUGGCCUCGUUGAUUACCUCCGGUGGGUUACGAGAUAGUGGCAUCCCCCACAGUCUAUUGAUUUGCUCAUAAGAAACUGGAGUAAUUCCCGCCUCUCUUCAACAAUAACCAUGGGAGGGGUGUGACUGUCCCGUUUACAGUUGCGAAGAUGGACGCGGAGUCCUCGAAGGAAGCUUUCGUGACGUCGGCCAACGCGCUGGAGAAAUGGGUCACCUUGGCGGGUUUGGUGGGGGAGAUUUCUGGCCUCUGA
This is a messenger RNA of Spirodela intermedia, 1105 nucleotides long. NCBI's taxonomy places the organism in Eukaryota, Viridiplantae, Streptophyta, Magnoliopsida, Alismatales, Araceae. The record is from the annotation of a GenBank genome assembly.